Messenger RNA from Odobenus rosmarus divergens (Pacific walrus), 912 nucleotides. RefSeq names its product CD300 molecule-like family member f (gene CD300LF). Gene Ontology annotation, cellular component: plasma membrane. The transcript has 7 exons. Lineage: Eukaryota; Metazoa; Chordata; Mammalia; Carnivora; Odobenidae. The record is from RefSeq and is a predicted model, not a curated record. The coding region runs from base 1 to 912 and encodes 303 amino acids. Gene Ontology annotation, molecular function: transmembrane signaling receptor activity.
AUGAACCUGUUGCUGCUCUUCCUCCUCCUCUUCCAGCUUGCAGGCUCAUCUGCCCUCAAAGCAGUGUCCAAUGCAGUGAGUGGCCCAGUGCGGGGCUCACUGACUGUGCAGUGUCGCUAUGGACCCGGGUGGGAGACCUACAGUAAGUGGUGGUGUCGAGGAGCCAAGUGGAGUUACUGCCGUAUCCUUGUUCAAACCAAUGGAUCAGAGCAGGAAAAGAAGGGGGACCGAGUGUCCAUCAAGGACAAUCACAAAUCGCGCACGUUCACUGUGACCAUGGAGGAGCUCAGGUGGAACGAUGCAGACACUUACUGGUGUGGGAUUGAGAGAUCUGGAAUUGACCUUGGGGUCGAAGUUAAAGUGACCAUUGACCGAGUAUCAACCACCACCACCACCACAACAACCAUGUCCACAGCGCCAGCAGAGACCAAAGGCCCCCGGACUGUGACCAGCCACCACUCCAAUGGCAGCGCUAACUCCAUGAAGCUCAGCAUCCUGAUUCCCCUCAUGUUGGCUGUGUUGCUGCUUCUCCUGGUGAUGGCCUCACUCUUGGCUUUGAGAAAGAUGAAGCAGCAGAAGAGAGCUGCUGGGAUACCCCCAGAGCAGGUGCUCCAGCCCCCAGAGGGGGAUCUCUGCUAUGCAAACCUGGCCCUGGAGCCAACCAGCACCUCCCACAACUCCUCCCAGAAGAAGGCCUGCACAAAGUCCUCCUCCUCUGCCCUGGAUGAUCAGCAGGAAGUGGAAUAUGUCACCAUGGCCCCCUUUCGGAAGGAGGACAUUUCCUAUGCGGCUCUGUCUUGGGAGCCUUUGAAUCAGGAGUCAACCUACUACAACAUGAACUACCACGUUGCCCACGUUCCCAGCAGGAGCCACGAGGAACCCAUGGAAUACAGCAGCAUUAGGAGAUCUUAG